AUGGGUAACUGGUCAUGUAUUGAUUGCCCCAAGUGCCUUCCUGGUUAUGGCUUGACUCCACAAUGUUACAGUAAAGUGAAAUAUGGUACCCGCAUUGAGUGCAAAAAAUGUGAGCUUGGAAAAACAUAUUCUGAUGCUCAUAAUACUGGAUCUUGCAUUUCAUGUGGAAUUUGUGCCAAACAUGAAAAAGUCCACCAUAAAUGCAAUUUGACAUCAAAUUCAGAGUGCGGAAAAUGUGACAAAGGCUUCUAUAGUGAAGGAUUAACUGGAGAUUGUAAGCCAUGUUCCUUUUGUUGCUCAUUUCUUCCCAACCACUCUGAUAUAAGCAAUAGCGUGAAAGAUGAAUGUAAAAACAUGCCAUACUAUCAACGAUGUGAUGCCAAUGUUAUCAAUUGUCAAGUACCAAAAUGUAGAGAUGAUCAAUACCUUGUUGUAACAAACAAAAGAGGUGGUGUGCGAUGUGUGAACUGUAAAAUUUGUCCAGCAGGAACAUCACCUUCUAUUCGAUGUGGAAAUGGAGAUAUACUAGAAAGUAUUGAUGAAGUCAAAUGUACGAGCUGCUCUCUUGGUGAAACAUAUUCUGAAAAGCCAGGUACACACCCUUGCAAGCCAUGCUCAACUUGCUCAUUUGGACAGAUAGAACUGACAACCUGUAAUCUGACACAUGAUAGGGUUUGUGGAAAUUGUGACAAAAGAUUUUAUAGUAUAAAUGGAACAGAAUGCAAGCCAUGCUCUGCCUGCUGUGGUGAUGAACAAGAUGUUCAAAUUCCAGAAUGUGUGAGACAUAAUAUGCCAAAGAGUAUGCAAUGUAGUUAUACUCAGAGAUCCAUCAAAGUAUGUCAAGAACAAAGCUCAACUGAGAUUGUCAUUCGACAGAAACACACAAUCACUACAACAUUAUUGAUUGUGAUGAUAGUAGGGAUAUGUUUUGCAGCCAUGGCAUCGGUGGGGUUGGGAUACUUGAAAUACAAAAAGAAUAGAGAUUCUCUCAGUAGAAUUUUCUAUACUCAGUUGCAGCCAUCUUUAGAGGAAGGUGAGGUUUCAUCAUCAGGAUAUAAUAUUUAAUCAUAUAUAGCUUAACUGAAUGUUUGCUUGGUGUGAUGUAGUCAGCACCUAGUUUAAGGUACCUGUGGUGAGUAAUAUUUAAUAUUUAAUAUUACUCCUUAAGCUUGUCAUGUUAUUUUGCUUUUUUUAGUGCCCCAAGGCCAGAGUCUUUUAAUGCCAUUGGAGGAGCCAAUAGCUGAUGGAGCACAGGAGACUUUAUCUUUUGAUAAAUCAGGUGUUUUAGUCCAGUUCAGGGAUGCAAAUAGUUUCUUCAAUGAUGCUCAAGGAAUAAGACUAGAGAUAUGUUGGGAUAUUAACAGUAUCAAGGUGCCACUUCAAUCUGGUGAAGUGCAGCUUAGCCCUGUGAUAAAAUUUCAUCCUUAUGGGGUGCAACUAUCCAAACCAGUACAGGUCAGGAUACCACACAGUGCCCUAGUGCUUUUUAGUAAUGGCUGGGAAAUCAAAUUAAAAAGCUCUAGACCAUAUAAUGAAUCAAUUGAGUGGAGGGAGGAAACUCUGUUUGAAGUACAUAAUAAUGAAGUCAGCUUUCAAGUGGAUAAUCUUAGCUCCUACGUAGUCAUUGGUACAUCACUGGCAAAUGACAAACCAACAAAGAAGCGCCUUCAGUGCGCUGUUUUUGGUGGAGAGGGUACAGUUGGUGUGGACUACACAGCAUACUUAUAUGUCUUUGAUGACUGUGAGGCAUCAUUAGAGGUACCAAUUAUACAUUUGUUUAUAGUCAAUUCAUACUUGAGUUUGUUUGAUAUAUUUGAAGGCCAAGGUGUAUGAACAUUAUUUUCUAAACAGAGAAGGCUUGUUUGAGGGAAUAAGUCUCAUUAGAGACAGGUACUUGUGGGUAAAUAUACUCUGCUAAACUGCUGAUAUGCUAGUAUUUCACUCCUCUUAGGAUGGAGAAUGUGAGCAAGCAUGGGAUUAAUCUGAAACCAAAAUAUAAUUUAUCCAUAUAACUUGCCUCAUAACUCUGUAACAUAACCAGUACUGGAUGAAAAACAGGAAAAAAAUGUAAACCACACAAUACUCAUAUGAAAGAUGAAUCUCAAUUUGUUUGUGUAUGGUUUUUUAAUCAAUAUUACAUGAUUGUUAGAACUUUACACUGUGAUUGCUUAAUUUAUAAACACAUAUUUCAUUUUUCCAGAAAAUCAUGCAAGAAGAGAGGUCAAAUGGAAGAAUCUUGUUAGGUUCCCCCCAGUCUCUCUAUGUCGAAACUGUGAUGAUCAAAACUGAUAUCAAGAUUUCUGUAAAAGAACCAGUUGAGGGGUGGACUGUCGGAGACAUUAAACCAGAGGUAACUCCACAACUACAGUUCACUUUCUCUAUUACUCUACUUUUGUUAUUUUCUUAAUCCUUGUUUAAUGGCCUCCAUGCAUGUAUUUUCAUACAUCCCUUUGAACCCUUUCCCACUCCUUAAUUUUGGAUAAAAGUGGUACUUGUAUUGGGUUUUGUAGAUGUUUUCUUAUUUAAAUAAGAAAUUACCGUAAAGGGAAGAAACCAUCAUUGUGCAUUAAAUGAUUAAGUGUGUUUUUCUGUGCAAUGGAUACACAAGAAUUAUAAUCAACUGAAAGUAUAUGUAAAGGUACUAGAUAUUUUCUACUAUGGAAAUGUGGCAGCUGUAAAGAAUGAAAAGUGCAAUUAAAGAAAUUGAAAGGGGAAGCAGUUGGUUGAUUGCAGAGGAUGAUAUGUAAAAGGACUGUUACUAUAUUGUACUAUUGAUCAUUUGUGUUAAUGUUUCCAUUUGUAAAUAGAGAAGAAUGAAAUCUAACCUGACUUAUUUGCUUUUAAUAACACAGAGUAUUACACAAAAGAGUGUGAAGGAAUCUUAUCAAACAAUACCUAAGGCAGAAAUACUUUUUAAACAUGACAAUGGCCGCAACAGAGAUUUCCUUUGUGUAUUUGAACUAACCAAUGAAGAAUCAACAACAACCAUUUGUGCAGUUGCCUCAAUUAAAGAGGUAGGUGUCAUUUUGAGGUAAAUUAUUAAUUUAAAAGUAUUAUUCAUAAAGCUUGAAAAAAAAUUGGCAAUUAGUUUAGUUAACAUGAUUCUUACUUGGAAACUAGAGCUUUUCUUCUUACUUAAACUUUUUAACUCUCAGUUUCUAAGACUUCUUGUGGGCAGUGUGUAAUUUGACUGAUGUGUAAUUUUGAAACCACAAUGCAAAAACAAACAUUAAGCCUCACUGAUAUCAAGUCAGAAGUCAAUGUUCCUUUAUUUUCUUUUGUAUGGGUCAUAGCAUGAUUAUAUGUAAUUUUAAUUAGUAGAUUGAUAAAUUUUGAAUGUUGUUUUUGAGUGUUCUUGUAGCUUGGUCUAACAUAAUUAUAACUGCCUAACUUUCCAUGAUUUUAAAAAUGUACCUAUUCCUUCAGGACCCAUUUAGGAGGUCUCAGGAGCAGCAACCAAGCUUCAGUAGUGACCGCCAUUGUUUAGUGACAGGCAGGAACUUGUGUGGUAAGGCCAUAUGCUGUGGCGUCAUUGGGCGUUCUAAAAUAACAUGAAUAUUUUUCUCAACAUCAGAUAGAGUUAACCCUUUAAUUCCCAAGGUCUAGUUGUUAAUUCUCCCCUCUAGCUGCCACACAUUUUCUUGUAAAGCUAGUAGGUGGGAAAAUUUGGUGUUAGAUCAAGAUGACAGCUUUUACCCAUAAAUUUGAGUAUUCUCAUUACCUGCUUGCUGGAUAAUGUAUGAAUACUAUAGGGAGAAGUAACAUGUUAAUCACUUCUGGGAGUUAAAGGGUUAAGUGUGUUUAACAGCCGUUUUUUGGUCACAUCGCGCAAAUGCGCUCUCCCCUCCUUUCUCCUCACAGUAUUUCAUUCUUCAUACUUUUUUUUGGGAGGGGGGGGGGAAGUAUUAUCUCAAACUGACUGAUAAUUGAUUAUUUCAAUUUAGUGAACAGUAUUACCUGUGCUACACUUCAUAACCAAUAAAUUUGUUUUGUAGAUCCAGUGAUUGUUAAUGAAGAAAAGGCGUCCCUUCGUCUUGAAAAACUCCCAAAAGAAGUUUUUCGUACUGUUUGCGUGACCCUGGAUAUGCCCCUUAAAGGAGUUGGCAACUGGCGACAUGUUGGAGCAUCCCUUGGAUUCAAGGAGCAAGAAAUUCAGCGUUUUAGAGAUGAGAUGUUAAUUCCUGAAGGAAGUCCUUGCAUGGUGAUGUUGGAGGCGUUGAUAGUCAAGUCGCCGCUUUUUACAGUCGCAGAAUUAGUGCAGAUCCUUCAAGCAAGAAAUAUUCAGCGCUUCGAUGUUGUAGUAAUCCUUGAACCUUAUUUAUACGAGCCAAUCCUUGAGGACAGUCUUGCAUGAAAAGUCCACUAAAAUGUGAAUUUACACUAGCACUUUUACGUAUAGGAUAUUAAUGAAAUUAAACUUAUAAUUUGGUUGUGGUUUAGUUUAGCAUUUGUAAUGAGAAUGUCUCUUAAGCUUUGGGAUCUAUGGUGAGAAAAAAUGAAAAAUGGAAGUUCGUAUCACAAGUUAAAUUUCCUUGAUUGCCGUCAAUUUAUUGCCAGUAGCACUUCAGUGAAAUACAGGCUAUAAUGAUAUUAUAAAUGCCUAGUAUGCAUAUAAUUUAGUAGUGUGAAACGUUGUACACUUUUCUGUAAGACCAAUGGUUAUGAAUUCAGAGUUGACAACUGUCCCUGCUAUGAUAUUUAAUAAGUGAAUAAUUCCCACAGUAAUGUUCCAAGUUAAGCAACUUACACACACACAGUAAAAUAUUAGUGCACUGCUUUUGAAAUUGUCCGCCUUACAUAUCAGCUGAUUUAAAAAUAAGAAAUAUUAAACAAAAAAUACGAAGAAAAAUUAAAACAACAACAACAACAACAAACAAACAAAACUAUGGAAAAAGAGUGAAAAUUGAAUAACAGAGAGAAACAAAAUUUCCAAAGCACGAUGCCUGAGCUGAAAGACAUUACUUCCUUGGGUCUUCUAUUUCUCCGAUAAAGUCCUUUGCAUUCAUAACAUUCCAUGAAAUCCUUAAAAUCGAUGUCUUAAUGUCCAAUUUAGACCACACUCACACAAAACGGGUCCUUUUAUCACAGCUGCUUUGUUUAUAUAUGUAAUUAUGGAAAACACACACCGCCGCAAAUUUCAUCCCAAGCCAAUUUUUGCCGAAUGGACUUCAGUUACCCUAAUAUUCAGAAACGCUGAUUCGUUAUUACACUCUUUGCUCUGAAUUUCGCCUGGCGGCGUUAGUGUCUCGUAUGAUUUUCGUUUCAUUUCUCAUGUUGAAGGAUCGAGGCUGCUAACUCUUUGCAAGGGCUGUCUAAACUUAUGCCCUGUCUCAACACACAUCAGAUGUGAAAUUUUCCUUGGGCACCGUUAGCAGUUGAACAGGGACGGUUUCAUUUUCAUUUUGAACGCCGCGCAGAAUAAUAACGACCUACGCGUUUUCUUUAAAUUUAAAGGUACGUGAAGGAAUCACAAGAAUUCUUGAAGGAAAAGUGCUGCGUUUGCGGUUGGGAAAAUCCCGCCAAUAUUUUAUCGGUUUCUCAGUCACAAGAAUAUCAUGUGAUGACAAUCACCCUUCAAUGAACUGAUCGCAUUUCAUUUGAUUGGUUGCAGGCGCACGUGAAUGAAAUCAAUGACGUAACGUUUGUAAACAAAACAGCUAGCGUAUUUUUACAGAACCUACGACGAAAGUCCACCGUCUUUCUUGUUGAAAGUCUUCGUAUUCACAUCGCCGUGAAUUUGCGAAUUCAGCGGAAGAUCUUUUUACAGAAAUGCUAAAUGGAUGUUUCCCAAGCAAGGCCUUGGAAUAUACAUUUUUAGCCGUCGCUUCCGUCGAGAUUUCGAACCCUCUGAAGAAUCAUGACGCAAUACGAGAAAAUGGUACAAUUUGUUAUUUCGUUUGCUUGUUUGUAACGAUUUCUCUCGCUUUUGGAUUCAGCAUGCAAACUUUUGAGCUUAACGCAAUAUUUUCUUUCCAAACGUCUUCUCUCUGGUACAGGAGGUUAGCGUUGAGAAGAGAUACGUCAUAAGACACCGACCACAACGAUCCCUCGAAGAAAGCAAUCAUUGGUCUUUUUAUCGAAAGGUGAGCGACUUUUUUUAACUCUUCGGUUCUUAAAAGGUCUGAUAUAGCUGAUCUAAACGUUAUCUCCUCCAUGUUGUGACCGUUUUAAGUCUGCGUAAUAUUGCAUGCUUUACUUACGUAGGCGUGUUGGAGGCGUAUGACGCCAUAUAAGCGAAUGUGCUGUCAUAAGCAUAUUCCUGUCAACAAAAGAUUACUCUUCUUCAUCUGAGGUUUUACAUGAUGUCGAGAAUGUUUCAAGCGAAUGAUGUUACGAUGAAAUAAGCCUAGGCUUUGAAACUACGCAUUCGUGCUUCAGAAGAGAUUGAAAAUUUAAAGCAGGGAAGGAAAUUGUUUAGGACAUAAGUUAAUUUUUGACCCAUUGUGCUAAAAAGUGCACAGUCAUUUAAAGCAAGAAUUCGAAUUUGACAUAUUCUUAAAUUUGCAUAUAAUUUUGAGUACAACCUACACAAUCUUCUCUUGAUUUUUAAUGGUGUUGUUUAGAUUAUAGUUAAGGAUAGUGGGUCCACAGCUGUUUAUAGUUGCCUAUUUGAUCAAUUUACAAAUAAUUGUAUGUUUGGAGAUAAAAUGACACAGGGAAUAUGGUUCAUUUUGUACCACAGAGCUAUCAAUUAUUGGAUUUACUUCACUAGUUUAAAUUCUGGUUACUUUUAAUUUUUGCUCUCAAGCUGCAUGAUAUUCUGUAUCAGUAUAAUAAGUUCAAUUUCAGUUAUCAAUUGUUCCAUCGAUAUCACUAAUAAGUGUUCCUUGUAUGCAUCAUUGUAUUGCAUCAUCUGCAUUUAAAGUAUUGUUCACAAAGUUAAAGGAAUGCCUUGAAGCAUAAUUAUUGCAUCAUCUUUACUGUCACUUAAAUUGUCUGACAUCGCCUUUUUAAGUUAAUUCACCUUGAAAUGUGUAAACAAAAGAUUAUUUUGUUUCAUCCAAGGUUUGCAUGGUAUUGAAAAUGCCUGAAGUAAAUGUUACAUUAUAAUAAGUCUAAGCUUUGAAAUUUCACAGUUAUGUUUAAGAAGAGACUGGAAAUUAAAAUCAGUCAAGAAUAUCAUUCAGGACAUUAAAAUUAAUUUUACUAAAAAGUUCACUGUCAUUUGAAGCAACAAUUCUAAUUUCAGGUAUUAUGAAAUUUACAUAUGAUUUUAAGAAAAAUCUACUUAAUUUUGUUUAAUUUCUAUUAGUUUUAGCUAGAUGAUAGGUAGGGUUAUAAUUAUAGUUAAGUAUUAUUCACGAAGUUGAAGAAUGCCUUGAACCAUAAUGCAUCAUUCUUUCUGUCACUUAAAUUGUCUGACACUUUUUGUUGUUGUUCCGUCUUGAAAUGUGUAAAUAGUUAAUUUUUUUAAAGUUUAUGCAAAGAAAGUGUUCUAUUAUUUUAAGUGUUAAUAAAGUUAGUUAAUUGAAUUUAAAUGUUGAAUUCAAACUCUGUUUUUUUGCAGGUUUUUGGAACAUUGCUUGUUGCUGGCUUACUUUUCCAUGUAACAUCUGCAAAGGUAUAUUUAUACAUAAUAUUAUAACUUUCAGUAAUAUAAUAUAAUUGCCAGUGAGUUGUGGUAUUGAAUGGGGUUAUAUGUGCUUUAUUUCAUGCAGAAGGAGUGUUUUGGGAAAUGUUUAAAGAGAGAGCAUGUUUAAUCUACAUGUAGCCAAUUGGAAAGAUUUAGAACUUUUAAUCACAUAAUUUCAUUAACAUCAAUAAUUUCACUUUCAAUUUUGAAAAAUAUUCAAAGACCUCAAGCCCUUAUGCCUUACCAUUAAUAAUCUUUUUUUUUCACAAAGUUAUCUUGGAAAAAAAUUGAUUUUGAGAAAUCAUAAUGAAAAUACUAUCAACAAUUGAAUGAGCUAAAUUUCUUAAUUUAAAUGAAAAAUGUAUAUAUCAUACAUAAAACAAAAUGUGUCACUAAAUACCAGUAAGUAGUGUUGUAAGUGAUGUCCUAAUAAAAGAUAUGCAGUCAGACUUUCAACUUGAGUAGACUGGUUAGUUCUGACUUGUUAUAACAUGUCAUCACAUACAUUACAUGUCACAUGUCUAAUUUAUGGUAUGUUUAUGAAUAAGAUAAGCGAGGCAUAAAUUAGAUGUUUUACUUGUAAAUUAUUCUAAAGGAGUUUUUAACUGUCGAUGAAUAAAGUUAUCAAUCAAUCAAACUUUUCCAGUUUAUUGCUGAUGGGGGGCAGGGGCAAACAGUCCCAUGCUGCAUGUUGCUUAUUUUAUUAUAAAUUAUUAAUUAUGUAUUUAUAUAUAUUUUUUCUCAGCAAGAAGGAGAGAUAUAUAUUCUCAGGGACCCUUUGAGCUAUUCCCAUAAAUUUUAAUGUUUCAAAGAAAAAUCUGAAUUGAGGUUCAAGUAACAUUUGCCUUUUAGCCUACAAAUCCUUGCAAGAAAAGCCAACACUGGGUUGAAAAUGCAGAUGGUCCACCACAGUGUAUAGAUUGUCAAGCUUGCCCUCCAGGCCAGACUAUCUUACCAGAAUGUGGAAAUUCAAAGCCAUUAACAUCUGAUACAACAGUGUUCUGUGUUCCGUGCCAACUGGGAAAGUCAUUUUCCAGUGAAUUUAGCACAUCUGUCUGCAUUCCUUGUUCAUCUUGCUCCAAGGACCAGGUGGUGAUGAAAAACUGCUCACGUCAAGCAGACACUGAAUGUGCAAAGAAAUGUUACAGCAGAGACAGGUACAUCAUGUAACAGCUGUACUUGAAUGGGGUGAAGGGAGGUGUCAGGGGGUGCUUGGAAUUACUAUAAUUCCAACUUAAAAUCUGAUUAACUACAGAAUUUUCCUAGUUUGGCUUUGAUUUACAUUUAAAUACCUGGCAUUUGUCUAUUGGUUAGAUAAUUUUAGUGAAACUAGCCUGAUAGAAAUUAAUUGUUGUUGUUCAGGGCUUUAAUGUUUCCUUAAUCAUGGCAGCAAGUGAAGCAGGGAUGGCACAUAGGAUGGUGCAAUUGGAGUUUUCUCCAGUCAUCAGGUUUUUCUAUGGGUCCUUCAGUUUUCCUCCCUCUGCAAAAAGCAACAUUUCAAAUUCCAAUUGACCUGUAAAGAGUAGGCCAUAGCUAGAUUGCCAUUUAUUUGAAAUGUUGGACAAAAAUUUUAGACAAAUCAAUGCUUCUAGUUUUUUUAAUUCUGUCAUUGACAUGAUAACAGGAAUGAUGACACAGUUGUUCAAUUUUCAGGCAAAAGGCUGGCUUAUAUGUUUUAAAGAAUGGAUAUCAUAAUCCUUGAAAAAAUGAGGGGGUUGACAUUUAAUAUUUUACACUAUCUGUCAGUCAAAAAAGAUAAUUUUUUAUUCCUUACUCUUCCCUUUGAACAGGUAUUAUGAUGAAUCCAAAGGAGAUUGCCUUAAAUGCUCCAGGUGCUGCAAUGAUGAUCAAGAUGUGGUGGAGAGUGAAUGUAUAGAAAAGUUGGGAUCUCAAUCAAGCAUGAUCUGCUCUUUCCACAGCAGUGUCAAUAGAUGCAAUAUUAAAUCAACCCCAACAUUUGGACCUCAGUCUACCACUGAAUCAAGUCAGAGUUCAGCUGCCACUACAUCAAGUCACAUAGUCACUGUAGCCUUAACUAAUACCAGUGCCAAUGUGGAUUACAGAUUAGAAAAUAUAACCCAUUCUGGGGUUUAUAGUCGGUUUGCUUCUAAUUGCAAUGACUCUUGUAAAUCAAUUACAGUCACUGUGGUGGUACUGUUUCUGGUAAUUGUGGGUGGAAUUUACCUAACAUGGUUUUGCAAGUUAUGGUCACCAAUGCAUAGUCGUGUUGAUCCAGGUAAAUCUCAGUCAAGAAUCUUACAUGUGGUGUACUAGUUGUCAGAGACAAAAUCAAUAUAUUAGGGAAGAUUAGGUAUGAUUUUUAUGUGACAAAAUCUGAUCCACUAAAAUUGUCACAAUUAACUGUUGUUGUGUAAUAUCUCCUGUACACGUUAAUUAUGACUUUGUGAGAAAAGAAAUUUUGCACUCUUUAACAAAAGUUAGGUGCUGUCUUUACAAGCAAUCACUAAUAUUAUACUCGGGGGAUUUUUGGAUGUGGUUAAUGCAUUACAAAUUACUUUCAAUGUAUAGUCAACAAUUUUUACCAUACUGCCAACAGAUGGGGAAACAAACAAGAAGAAAAUUGCCAAGGUUUAUUACAAUUCUAGAUCAGCAGCAGUUGAAUUUUGUGAACCACUGUUAGAGGUAAUGAAUGUAUGAGUUAGUGCCCAGGCAGUCCACUUUUAGAUGAGCAUGAAGUUCUUUAAUUUUUAACUUUCUAUUCCAGUUGGACAGAGAAAAUAUAUGGUAACCUCUCCCAUUUGAAACAGAAAUGUUCUGAAGUUACAGUACAUUUUGUAAAAAAAUGUGGCUCUGUAAGUCCUUUAUUAUCCAGAAUGGUUGUGUAAGUCAGGCCUGCAGUAAGGAAUUAUAUCACAGAAACACAAUUGAAAUAGUGCUCUUGUUGUUCAAGCCUAAUAUGGUGCAAUAGGGAUAAAAUGAGAAAUGGUAUAAAGUUAAAGAGGAGCAAAGCAAAUUGUAAAAUGGGUCAGUCUGACCCAUUCAUUAAUUUUGUUUCUGAAUUCCACUUUAUUUUAUUGUGAUGUCUGGAUGCCUGUAAUUAGUGUCUACUAGUGAGGGUGCUUGGCAAUUUUUUUGCUUCAAAACUAUACUUUUUUUAGGUUUCACCUUUAAUGGGUAUAGUUGUACUCGCUUUGAUAGCUUAUACAUGAUAUAAUUAUCUAUGCAUGAGCCAUUUAGGAUUUAUAUUAGUUAUGGUUUACAUCGUAGGGUGAUGGAAAGGUGUGUACAAGCGCUUGCCACAAUGCAGAACAGUUGGUGAAGUCAGGUAAUUAUUAUGCUUGUCAUGCCUACAGUCUCACCAGUUUGAAAAAUGUUAAGUAAAUGGACUAAAUAAAUUUUGACAUGUGAAAGGUGAAAAUUUGAGGCAGUAUUUUUACAGGAAAAAUGCAUUUUAAACAUUUGCAGAAAUUGAGGGCUGAGUGGGUGAAUGGGCUUGAUCCUAUUUUUAAGCCGCAAUUAAGUAAUUACAGGAGUAACUGCUACAAAAAUAAAAAUUCCAGUGAGAGUACCUGACUCUAAAGUUCCUUUGUAAUUUGAAGCCCUUAGUUGUCCCAAACAUGAAUUGAAAUUAAUUCAUUUUGGGAAAAUUUUUUUUUUAAAUUUUUGGUGUGUGUAGUAGAAAAGAAUAUAUCAUGUAAAUAGUAUAUUGAGCAUUAUAGUCUAAUAACAGUACCUUUACACGGGCUGUUACAUAUGGAUUCUCUUAUAUAUUUUGUCAUGUUCAAUCUGUGUUUCAGAUUCUAAGCCAAUAGGAAGCUUAUUGGACUCGAGUGAACUGGAAACAGUUUGCGAACUUUUAGACACGCCCAUUGGAGGAAAACUUUCCUAUGAGACAAUUGCUAGGUUUUAUGGUGCCAGUUACUUCAAAAUAAAAGCGAAGUUUCAGGAUGGAAAAUCGGAAGCAGUAAUUGCAUGGUUGGCAAGUGAAAGGCCAGAACUGACAGUUAGGGAGUUUGCUUAUGUGGUGGAGGAAAAAGCUGGGAGAACUGAUGCUGCUAAUCUGUUAAAAGCAUUUGAUGCAAAGGUCACCAUAAAAUCAACUGAUUUGUGAAAUAUGUAUUUAGUUGUUAUUUGACAUCACCUAACUCAAUAGUUUACCACUAAAAUUUCUUUGAUUUUUGUAGGGAUUAAGUUGAAAACGCGCACGUGAUUUGUCAGCGACUAUAGAAACAAAUACUACAGAGGGUGUAUGUUUGCUAAGAAUAUGAGAGACCUGAGAUUCUAUUCCCCAGGACCCCUUAACAUGAGCCCCCACUUACCAGACUGGCCUGUUAGGCAUAACAAAAUUUGCCUCCAUUUUGAAUGCAAAAUCUCAGCCUGGUUUCAAACGUAGCUGAGAUUUAAGCACUGUUACAUAACGUUGUUCAUAUGAGAAAUUUUAUUGUCGUUACUGUGUGAUUGUGACGUGGUUAUUUAAAGUUUCAUCCCGUUAACUGAGGUGUGGUUACUGAUAUGAGGUAAUUGGUGCAACAAUUAUCGUUCAUAGUUAACGUGUCCAUCUGGUGACGGGGAUACAACUAUUCUGCACAAUGCGAACACAGCUAUAUUUCUACAAAGAAAUAAUUUUUGCAAGGAUUUUUCGUAAUUUUAAUUUUCUAUCUUAUCAAGGAAAGGUUUUUUUUUCUAUUUUUUAAACUAAAAGUCUGAUUUUUUAAGAUUUAUUUCUAAUAGUAACAACGAAAUAUCUUUAGUUCAAUUUUUCUAUAAUAAAACUAUGAUAUCUGUUUUGAUAUUCAAAAUGUUAUUGUAAUUGUUGUCGAGUUAAGUAUUAUUUCUGUUACGUAUUAGUCUUUGUUUUCGUAUUAGUGACGCUUCGAUAUCAUAUGUCAGACCUCGUGCGUUGUCGUUUGCGGUAGAUAGUUUAACAAGAGAGCUUAUUGCGAGUGUUUCUGCGUUCAUUGCGACUCAUUCAGGCGUUACAGAGAGGACAAUCGGUAAGCUACCGUAUUAUUGUAUUGAUUUCCUUGUUUUCUUUUCCUGUUACCGAAUGUUGCAUUGUUAGCUGUGUUUGCGCUCGUGUAAUUAAUAUGUAUUCGUGUCAUAAAAUAGUUAUUUAGUUUCAGUCCUUUAGUAUCGCUUAGACUAGGUUUUUAAUUGUAUUUUAGUUUGACGGUUUUGGACAUCAAGUUACAAUUAUUACGAAUAAACUACGUUUGGAAUUAUAAUUUGUCUUUGGUGUCUCGAAUCAGUAUUUCGCUCGACGUCCUCGCAUUAAAUCCUGUGUAUCUUUGGGACAUUCCGACGUUGUUUCGACGCCUGGAGCUAUAGUUAUGUUACCUAUCUUGAAAGUCAAGCACCAUUUGCAGUCACUGCGGUAUUGAAGAGUGUAUCUUUUGUGUAGGCUUGAAUAGAUCUGUACAUGUUUAAAAUGUCUAUGUUAUCACGUGUAUUAUAUGUGCCCUAUCCCUUAUGGAUGCUGUCUAUAGAAAGAAACCAAUUUUUACUUUAUUCUUCUAUUCUUCUAUGUCCAGUCUUUAAAUGAACGUUGUGAAGGUUUUGAAGUUCGAAUCUCCCAAUCAGAAUGAAGAUCACAGCCAAGUUAUUUUAACUUAAAAGUUUUAAAUCUUUUUGUAAGGUGAAGAACACCAAGGAUUUUUUCGUAUUGUUUUAGAAUAUUUAAAUAUAUAGGUUACCAUAUUCAAAUUUUUGUCGUUUUUACUAACGGAAGAUAAUAUUAAAAGUAGCAGAUUUUCAAUUGAACUUUACGUCUUAAUUAUCAGAUGUUAAAUAAUUACAUGCAAUGUUUGAUUUGUAAGUAUUUAUGCGUUCAUUAUAUCUCUAGUAGCCAGUCAUUGUCAUGCAUCGAAUGCACCUGUAGAAAUAUAUUGAUAAAGACUUGUAACAGUGUAAGUCUUUUUAAGUAGAUGAUCACCUGGUGUCAGUUCACUUGGAACAUCUAAAAUCAACAAUGGUGUA
Pocillopora meandrina is the source of this 13510-nucleotide messenger RNA. Lineage: Eukaryota; Metazoa; Cnidaria; Anthozoa; Scleractinia; Pocilloporidae. The record is from the annotation of a GenBank genome assembly.